Molecule: messenger RNA, 1635 nt
Organism: Gastrolobium bilobum
Lineage: Eukaryota; Viridiplantae; Streptophyta; Magnoliopsida; Fabales; Fabaceae
Product: L-ascorbate oxidase homolog
Exons: 8
Coding region: 1-1635 (544 amino acids)
Molecular function (GO): copper ion binding; oxidoreductase activity
Source: RefSeq, a predicted model, not a curated record
AUGAGGUUACGCAACGCUCUUUCUUCUCUCAUUAUUCUUGUUGCAAUUUCAUUUCUUUGUACUGGGGUCAAAUGCGAAGACCCAUAUAGGUUCUUCACUUGGAAGAUCACCUACGGUGACGUCCAUCCUCUUGGUGUUAAGCAACAGGGGAUCUUGAUUAAUGGGCAAUUCCCAGGGCCUCUCAUAGAAGCAGUUACAAAUGACAACCUGAUCAUCAGUGUGUAUAACUAUCUUACUGAACCAUUCCUAAUAUCAUGGAACGGAUUACAGCAAAGGAGGAACUCAUGGCAAGAUGGAGUUUAUGGCACAAACUGUCCAAUCCCACCUGGGAAGAACUUCACUUAUGUUCUCCAAGUGAAAGACCAGAUUGGUAGCUUUUUCUAUUUCCCAUCUCUUGGAAUGCAAAAAGCUGCUGGUGGAUUUGGUAGCAUCAUAAUUCGGAGCCGUCCUAGAAUUCCUGUUCCUUUUCCUCCUCCUUCAGGGGACUUCUCCAUACUUGUUGGAGAUUGGUUCAAGACAGACCAUCAUGAACUGAAACGAAUCCUAGAUAAUGGUCAUGAUCUUCCCUUUCCUCAUGGACUUCUUAUCAAUGGACGUGGUUGGAACGCAGUCACAUUCACCGUUGACCAAGGUAAGACUUACAGAUUCAGGAUAUCAAAUGUGGGGCUCAAAACAUCCAUCAACUUCAGAAUCCAGGGUCACAAGAUGAAACUUGUGGAGGUAGAAGGAUCUCAUACCCUCCAGAACACAUUUUCUUCCCUUGACAUCCAUCUUGGGCAGUCCUAUUCUGUGCUUGUCACAACUAAUCAGCCUGCCAAGGAUUACUACAUAGCUGUGUCUACAAGAUUUACCAGACGAAUGCUAACAACAACUUCCAUUCUUCACUACAGCAAUUCAUGCAAUAGUGUAUCUGGUCCCGUUCCCCCAGGACCUACCCUUGAUAUUGCUUCGUCUCUAUAUCAGGCCAGAACUAUCCGGUGGAACCUGACAGCAAGUGGACCUAGACCAAACCCUCAAGGAUCUUACCACUACGGAUUCAUAAAACCCACUCGAACCAUCAUGCUGGCAAACUCUGCCCCUUUUAUCAAUGGCAAGCAAAGGUAUGCGGUCAACAGUGUCUCAUAUGUUGCACCAGAUACCCCAUUGAAGCUAGCUGACUACUACAACAUCCCUGGAGUUUUCUCUGUUGGAAGCAUUCCUACCAAGCCCACCAGGAGCAAAGCCUACCUCCAAACUUCUGUCAUGGGGGCUAAUUUCCAUGAAUAUGUGGAGAUUGUGUUCCAAAAUUGGGAGAACUCUGUACAAUCAUGGCAUGUUGAUGGCUAUUCUUUCUUUGUUGUAGGGUUCGGUACAGGGCAGUGGACACCUGCAAGUAGAGGAUACUACAAUCUGAGAGACACUGUUUCUAGAUGCACCACUCAGGUGUACCCAAGGUCAUGGACUGCAGUCUACAUGGCGCUAGACAAUGUAGGAAUGUGGAACAUAAGGUCUGAGAAUUGGGCAAGGCAAUACUUGGGGCAGCAAUUCUAUCUCAGGGUAUAUACACCUUCAAAGUCAUGGAGAGAUGAAUAUCCAAUACCAAAGAAUGCUCUUCUUUGUGGCAGGGCUAGAGGUCGUCACGCUAGGCUUUUCUAA